Porites lobata is the source of this 15259-nucleotide messenger RNA. The record is from the annotation of a GenBank genome assembly. NCBI's taxonomy places the organism in Eukaryota, Metazoa, Cnidaria, Anthozoa, Scleractinia, Poritidae.
AUGCAAACUACAAUUUCCGUGCUGCACCACAUGCAUAGAUCGAUUCCUCUCAAAAUGGCAGACAACUCGAGAAGCGCCGCUAAAAUGGCAAGGAUUCUUGCCAUCGUUCAAAUCAUUACAGGGGGUUUAAUGCUCGGUUUUGGCAUCGCCGAUCGAAUUGUUGCGUGGACUUGGACAGGCUAUGUAUACUUCGGCAUUUGGAUCGGAAUAUGGGUAAGUGUUAGUCGCAUUUAAUCCGAUUCGAGCAGUAUCUCGCUGCUUCGAUCGAGGAGGAAGAACACGCCUGCCCAGUGAAUGUGUUCUGACCAGUUUAAAGCAAUUGCAUUAGCUUGAAAUGUAUGAAGAAGGCCCAGAAUCAUCUGCCCAGUCUCGGUUCUUGACUAACACGUCGUUGAAAAGUUCGCCUGAAGAUGAAUAUUACGCGCGCCAGACCCACGAACUCAAUUUCAUUUAACCGACAGAGAUAUCUAGCUAUUUAUUUUUAAGACGUCUUUUAAGCUUUCUGUUAAACCCCCGAAAGUGAGGAGUACGUCCUGUAUUCAUUUCCCCCUGUUUUUUCAUAUUCUGUUCAAAUUAUUGUUGCCCAGGUUUGCUUUUUUACCGAUGAUUUUGAACACGGAAGUUCGACAUCAGCGGGUUCGUAGACAAUUAAUUAGCAUCUCGUUUGAGUUAAAUUGCCUGCAGUGUCAUGUUGUCACUCGACGUUUUAACAUAUGCUAUGAGUUGAGUGGCACAUUAUUAUCACAGUGAACUUUAUUAGUCUCAAGGGCGACUAAUUAAGGCCUGUUUCAAACGUCGUGCUACUGCCGUGCUAAGCUGGCUCGACUGUAGCUCGACUGCUGCACGUACGACAUUAGUACGACUUGGUUUCAGACGUCUACUUUAAUUCACACAGUGACAGUCGAAUGGAACGGCUGUUGCCAAAAACAAAACACAAAGAUAAAGAAACGGUUUAGCAAACUUUUAAAUAUAUUCUAAGGUAUCUAUAAUUCAUGAAUUGAGUUCGGCACGGCAGUAGCACGACGUUUGAAACGGGCCUAACAUCAAUUUUCUCCUAACAAUAUUGGAAAGGUUAUGAGAAGGAAAAAAAUGAUGAGGGAAAAUGCUUUGAUCGUUAUCAAAUGCGCUCAACUAAUUAUUUAAGGAAAUGUAUGGCGAUCAGCCUGGAAGAUUUGUAAGUGGAUAUCGGAGCUUACAGGGUUAAAUUAAAGAAUACCCUGCACUGCUCUGCUUCCGGUCUAAAACGCAUCGGUUCUGAAAUAGUCCGCGAGCAGUCUCUUAUUUUUCUUUGCGCUGGCUGAGAUAAGAACUAUACAGAUUUUAAGAGAAAAGACGGAUUGCAAGCAGUCUAGCUCUGAAAGAACUUCAAUAUUCGUCACAUUUGUUGAAAACACUUUUCACGUAACGCCUUCCCCAAAUGUUGGUUCACGUAUCACGCAUUUGAAAAGAAUCUCGACGUUGGAGAUUGAAUGAGAGAAGAGUACAUGCAUAGGGAAAAUUUAGAGACGUUGGUUGAGAAGGUGACGUGAAAAUCCUUAGUUCCAGUCUAGCGUUUUAACCCUUUCACUGCCAAAUGUGGCCAAAGGCAAAUUUCGACCAAAUUUCCAAAUUUCAUUUUCUAAAAUUUUGACAAACAAAUAGCACCAUAUGAAAGUAGACGCAGAGAGCUUUCAUUUGAAUGGUCGCAUCAUCGGAUUUCGUCCACAGACUCAAAAGUUAGACUCGCCUUAAAAAACUCCAUCAAACACUCUGGCAGUGAAGGGGUUAACGAAAUAUAACGAGUAUUAUGCGCACAAGGAUGCGCAGUCGUUCCUUUCUAAGUUCGUUUUUAGCUCAUGGAUGGCAAAUUUCGACCACAUUUCCAAAUUUCAUUUUCUAAAAUUUUGACAAACAAAUAGCACCAUAUGAAAGUAGACGCAGAGAGCUUUCAUUUGAAUGGUCGCAUCAUCGGAUUUCGUCCACAGACUCAAAAGUUAGACUCGCCUUAAAAACUCCAUCAAACACUCUGGCAGUGAAGGGGUUAACGAAAUAUAACGAGUAUUAUGCGCACAAGGAUGCGCAGUCGUUCCUUUCUAAGUUCGUUUUUAGCUCAUGGAUGGCAAAUUUCGACCACAUUUCCAAAUUUCAUUUUCUAAAAUUUUGACAAACAAAUAGCACCAUAUGAAAGUAGACGCAGAGAGCUUUCAUUUGAAUGGUCGCAUCAUCGGAUUUCGUCCACAGACUCAAAAGUUAGACUCGCCUUAAAAAACUCCAUCAAACACUCUGGCAGUGAAGGGGUUAACGAAAUAUAACGAGUAUUAUGCGCACAAGGAUGCGCAGUCGUUCCUUUCUAAGUUCGUUUUUAGCUCAUGGAUGACGUAGUCAUGCCAUGGGCUUUUGGAGGCACUCGAAUGGCACUCGAUCACUCACUCACUCACUCACUCACUCACUCACUCACUCACUCACUCACUCACUCACUCACUCGAUUCUCAUUAAUUUAUUCAUUAAAGUCAGAUUAAACACGUUACUCCUACCUCCCUUACUUAGUACUACCUUUUUUCCAAGUGCCUUUUACGCAUAUGUUUGGAAUAUUCUAGAGGGUACUAAUAAGGCGAAUUUUUUUUCCCGACACAUCAGUUAUAGAGGUGGGUCUUGUAUAAAUAACAAUAUUUUAAAAAAACACUGAUAAUAUCAUCCGCAAGAAAUGGACUUGGAAUUGUUAAAAGGACAUUGAAAUGAUUGAGCGUGGAUCAUUGUUGUAUAUUUGGACGAAUUGUGCACAUUUGUUCCCGAUAUUAUACUUGAUAUGGAGAAGAUGCGAUCAACAGGAGUGUGAAAGAGCUAUUGCAGCCUGACGAUGGGAUUUCGUUCAGCGAAAAGCGAAUAAGCCAAAGAGCCUUAUAAUCACUGCAAAAAAACGGUCCUCGAAUUGUUAAAGCAACAUUGAGGAGUAUCUAUUGUGGUUUAUUCAGUUAUUUGGACGAUUCCGUUCGACCAUUUGUCUUCGUAUGCAAACAGGGAAUGAAUUAUGUUGUGUCAACUAGAAGCACAGGUUUUAGAACCAACAAGCGUUACGCUAUUUUGCUUGAAUUCUUGGGUGAUCUUUGCCUUAAAGUAGGCCUUUGUUUGUCGGUGAUUCCAUUUAGCAGUGCUAUUAAUGUAAUUUCUACGAGAAAUGCUGCGCUGGUAUAAACAAGUCUUUGGCGAAAAGCAAUCGGAUACUUCGACUGCGUUUAAAUUACUUGGCUAGGUCAGAGCACGUACUGCUUUGAGCUUAAUAAUCCGUUUUACAUGUAUUAAAAUAAUUUUUAGCUCGUGUUUAUCAAAAGCGCGUUCUAAAGCAGUUCAAUUUAGCCAUAAACGCCUGUAUUCUCUAUUUAAUAUAGCUCGUACCGCGUAUACUAACCGUUACGUAUUCAUCAUAUGGAAACAUUUAUUUGAAAGCAUCGCACUUUUAAAACCACGGUUUAAAUAAAACUCACGUAUGUAAAACUUGGCUAUUUUACAAGAAAAUAAAGUGCACUGUCGUUCGGAAAGUUUUUGACAGUCACAUGAGAAAGCAAAUUAUUUUACAACUAAAAAGCGUUAAAAAUUGCCUUUAAAAGUGAUCUUUGCUUUGUAAGUAGAAAUGCUGUCGGAUACUUCGAGUCACGCUGUAUUUUGGAAAGUCCGUACACCAUGAACCGCUCAAAAAGAUUUAUAUGUUUUUCUUUGAUUAUUGAACUGUCUUUUCUACACUAAUUCAAUUCAUCCAUGAGCUCGCUCCUAGGAGCCUUUGAUUUAUGGCGUUUUGCAAUUUAAAGUCUUUGUCGAAGAGGAUACAGGAAAAUUUAGAUAAUACGGAUAACGGAACGCGUAUAAGGCGUGACUGCAUACAACUUGUUCACAUAAUUUUAAGGGGUUUUAUUCUUAAGCGAUAGAAUGUAAAUUCUGCCUGAAUAGAUAAUGUGCAUUUGAAGAAUAUUUUCUUGUCUCCUUGCGAAAGAAAACUAACUUCCGCUAGACCACGUCAUUUCAGGUAUCAUUCUUUCAUAAGGCAAAUGAAUUUGCUAUAAAGUUUCGUCAAGUCCCACUGCAAUUUUCUUGGCGUAUUUUUUGUUAAAAAAACGUCAACCUGUAUUUUACUGAAUUCUGCCAAUUUUGCUCUGUUGCAGAUGUGCAUCACAGGGGGUCUGGGAAUACCCGGAAGUGCCAGAGAACGCACCUAUUCGCGCGACGCUUUCGUAAGUAAGACGUCGGACCAAAAAUGGUCAUUAUCAGUGUAAAACUAUUAAAGACCACCACCAGUUUUACGUGUGUUUGUCAGCAAUGACAACCCUGAACUAUUCAUCGCAGUUUUCUCAAUAAAGUGACCACCACCCGCCUUAAAAUAAAGAACUCAUUUCAUAAAUAAUUAGUAAUUAGCAAGCGCUCGAAGGCGAUCUGAUUUGAAAACGGUGUUUAUGAUGGCUGACUGACUUUUAUUAUUGCUCUUCCUUUGCUUGUGAACUUGAAAAGAUGAACGACCUUCAUGUAAGCAGUGGCAGAUCCAGACCUUGACAGAGGGGGAGGGGGAGGGGGGGGGGGCGGUCUCCAAGACCCUCCCCUGGAUCCACCACUGUUUGAUUAAUGUUCUCCUAUUUUUCUUGCACAUCACAGGCUAGUGUUUUCAUGGGGUUCUCUAUCACCUCAGCUGUAAUGGGUGGAGUUAUCAUCAUUUGUUACAGUAUCGUGAUUUCUUGGAUCGGCGAUUACGACUAUAGCUAUGAGCGAGGUUAUUACCGCUAUGAUGGAAAGAUGGCCAUUCUCGCCAUAAUGCUUAUCCUGGGUAUUAUUGCAUUUGGGGCUGGAAUCUGGGCCGCAAUAUGUGCCUGUCUAAUGAAGCCAUGCGCUUGCUGCGGACAACCGCAGGUAAGUCGGGCGUCAGCAGUUUCAUUUUGAAAAUUGCUCAGAAAUUCUAGUCAGACUAUCGCUGCGCAUGCUGUAAGGCUGUCGAUGUAAUCUUUUUACGUUAAGGCCCUAUAUUGUAACCGAAAGUGGGCCCUGAAUAUAUAACUUACUGCACUUUCAUUCUUCUGUCAUAAGUAUUCUACUGUACUUUACUAUUUUAUUGCAUCGAGUUUGCGUAGUGAGGACGUUGUGUGGGUUGGAUGUUCAAGAAAAAAAAAGUAACAACAGCCAUAAAAAAAGCCUUUUCUGUAGUUUAAAAAAUAACAAAAGAAAAUUAUAGUAAAAAUUUGUACCCAUGGCACACCUAGAGUACAUGUGUAUAUAAAAACAUGAAACGGCAAACUGAUCCUUACGGCAAGGUGAUGAAGAAGUAAAAAAAAGAAUAAAACAGAAAAAUAUAUAUUUAAACAAAUUGGGUAAUUUGCUGAAAUAUAUAUAUUGAUUAUUAGUUUAAUUGUACUGAUCCAGGUCUACAACUGAGAGAUCCGGCACUACUCAUUGGUUUGUUGCUGUGGACUUGUUGACAUUUUAUGAAGGGUCUUUUAUAUACAUGUGUAUAUGUCAGGGUAAUUUUGUAAUAUUUGAAAUAAUUACAGGUAGACCAGCAGAUGUACGGUUAUCCAGCCAGUGGUUACGUCAUGACCCAAAUGUCCGCGGGUAGUGUUCCUGUGGCUGUUCCUGUGCAGGCAAUGCAAGCAGGCGCCGGUGGAGCAGCAGCACAGGGUUACCAUCAACCGAUGGUGCUAGUGCCUGUUUCUGGUGCAGCAGGGGGUCAAAUGGUAGUCCAGCAAGCUGCCUCACCUGAAGGGAUGGCUACGAAUACCCUACAGCAGCAGCAGGAGGCUCCUUCGUUCACACGUGGAGGUUACGUUGCACUGCACGACGAGCAGGUUUGUCUGAUACUCUCUAUAGUAGGGUGGGGGUAAUGCAAAACUAAGCGAACAUGUCGCGAGACGAGAACAUCCACUGAGUAAAACCGAGGAAGCAUUUAGCUGUGAUGGAACUUUUGCCACAUGUUUUCCUAGGCUUUCCGCUAGGCUGAAUUAUCAGCUUCUGUUUGGGAUGGCGAAAAUCGAGCCUAGCUUUGCGCGUGUCAGAGAGUGAAAAUGCUGCCCAUCAACACGUGACUUAAUUAGUAGAGUUCACGAAUAACACUCAGACUGACAACAUUAAACGAUAACGAUAGGAUAGCAUGAUGAUAAUGAUGAUAAUGAUGACGAUGCUGUUGAUGAAGAUGGUGAUGAUGAUGAUGAUGAUGUUGAUGAAGAUGGUGAUGAUGUUGAUGAAGAUGGUGAUGAUGUUGGUGACGAUGUUGAUGAUGAUGAUGAUGAUGAUGAUGAUGAUGAUGAUGAUGUUGAUGAAGAUGGUGAUGAUGUUGGUGACGAUGUUGUUGAUGAUGAUGAUGAUGAUGAUGAUGAUGAUGAUGAUGUUGAUGAAGAUGGUGAUGAUGUUGGUGACGAUGUUGAUGAUGAUGAUGAUGAUGAUGAUGAUGAUGAUGAUGAUGAUGAUGAUGAUGAUGAUGAUGAUGAUGAUGAUGAUGAUGAUUACAAAAACAGGCAUAUCCUUGGAAGAGACCCUUGCUGUCCGACUCUCGUAAUACCACCCCUUUCUGUACAUAACAUGAUCACGAAACCUUAUGUAGGUAAUUACAUGACUUUUUAGAUAGUCGAAUCGACAUUAGUAAGACCAGUCAAACAUACGACUCUAUAAGUUAAAAUCUAACACUUGUCUUCUUUCCUUUCUUUUAUAGCUGCAAGUGAAGCUGUAGACGAACCUGGUGCAUUUCAUAUUGGUGUAAUCAUGAUAAAUAAAUGCUUUAAGUAACUAUAGCUACAAAGAGGAAAAAAAAGCGAAAAAUAUUAUUAAUAUUAAAAACAUUCGAUUUGCUGUCGUUGUUUUCUAACACUUUAAAUCCUAGCAUCAAAAUUCAAAGUUUCAUUUGUUAUCCCUAUACGUUUUCAUUAGAAGUAGUGGGGAGAAUUUGUUGAAGUAUCAAUUAGAUUUAUCUUGUGUGAUCUUGUCCUAAACUGUCAUGACCACUCUGUUCUAUAAAGCAGUGAUAUUACAAGGAGAAAUUUGACGCUGAUCACUCUUAGGGCUUAAAGGGUACCAGUGUGUUUGAAAACAGCCUAGUACGGGAAACAUGAAAUAGAUCAUGAGAUUGAAAUAAGUUCCAGUUUUAGAAACUCUUAAUUACAUGAGCACAAACAAAGGGAACAACUUUAUGUUUACACGGUACUACAAAAAGUUGAGAAGAAAAGUAUCAUUAUGAUUAAGAACUAAUUUAUGUCUACAGAUCUUAAGUACUAAAAAAAAUACGUUGUAAACUCUUGGUAGCGUCACAUUAUUCUUACAAAGAGUAGAAACAAGAUUAAAAUUGAUAUGCAAAGCUAAUCGCGUCCAAACUGUGGUAUCUCGACUAGAUGCUCAAAAAGUAUAAAUGAAUGACUAAAUAAAGUCUUUAAAAACGUAUGUGACGGAAUGUUCUUCCUUUCUAUUAAAAUUUUCAAACGACUGCCAAAAAAAAAGAAAAAAACGAGACCUCGAGGGUAAGUCUGUAAAUGAUGGGAUCAACACUGCUUCAUAGUACACUGAAACAAUUUUAAACCCUUAAAAUUCGUUGUAUAUUUUUGGCUUGUUUAUCUCGCUAUUUGGUUUAAACAGAGGAUCCUCAAUAGGGUUCUUCAAACCCGUCACCCCCCGUAAUCCCGAUGUAUUUUCGACAGUCCCCACCCCACCCCAUGCAUCCUUUCAAUGUUGAAUCAAGCUCUCUUUUUGUUUCAACAUUCCGAAUCCCGGCUUCCAAAUAAGGCAAAUCCCGCAUCUCGAAAAACCAGCUCGACUUUGGACCCUGUAAAGGUCUUUAAACAGAACCAAGACGCCAGAAGACAUAUAUCGACACUCUAUAGGUCUUAUCUUAAGAUACCGGUAUGAACCUAUAAUAUAGACCUAUCGAAUUGCGACUGUCUUGUUGCGGACGUGCUGAUUUAGGGAAGUUCAAACAGGUUUGAACUUCGCCAAAUCAUUACGUCCGUCAUAUUCUCUAAAAUGGACUGGAGAUUGUGUGACGAACUUCUUCAUAAUUCAGUUCGUCAUAGUCUGCGUCAUUCAUCACACAACAAAGUAUUAAAUUAUGCAUCUUUUUAUGCGUGUUAGACUUCAGAUAACAUGGCGGGCAACUCUACGAACGCUGCCAAAAUGGCAAGGUUUCUUGCCAUCAUUCAAAUUGUAACUGGGGUUUUACUCAUCGGUUUUGGCACCGCCGAUCGACUUGUUAAAGGAAGGGGAUACUACCAUUAUUAUCAUUAUGACUGGACAGGCUACGUAUACUUCGGCAUUUGGAUCGGAAUAUGGGUAAGCAAAUGUUCUUACUUCAUGAAGAUAAAAAUAUUGUAUCUUCAAGCACGGUCUUAAAGGAAGUAGGAUAGAAGCAAGUAAAUAUGCUAAGACUUUACUGUAUCAGCUUAAAAAGUGUACCAAACUGAUCCUAAAGCUUCUACACUAUGUUUAUUACUAAUUCGUUACAAAAGUCGUUUAAAAUACGACGAACGAGCGACAAACAAAGGUCUAAAUUUCACAUGCGACGCCUGCGGCAAAAGAACCUGUCUAUUUCAAAGCCAUUUGUCAAGCCCACGAAAUUGAGCUUUGAACAGCUUGUCAUAAUUGUUUCGUUGAGUAUUUCCUGUUUCCAUUUCUGCUCUUUUAUGAGACCUACACAACUUACAGAGGGAUCAAAACAGACAUUCACACUAUGUCAGAAGGCGCCAGCAAAGUCAGUCAAUUCGAUAAUUUAUAUGACAAGGAUCACAACUAAGGCACGCAACUCACUAAAGUCCGGUACGAAGGUGUUUUUGCACGUUGAAAAUAACAUAGACGAACUUGUUGGAAACAAUAAAUCUGCUAACAAAUUAAGACAAGGAAUUUAUUAUUCCACUUGUUAAAGGAACCGAAGUAAUAUUUAGUUUUUGUACACUGUCCAAUGAUCCCGAUCUGUUGCCGACAGUAGAAUUCAACCCUAAGACAUGCUAAGACAGAAAUUGUCCUCCCAGAACACUAGAAAUGGCGUUCCAAAGCAUCAAGAGCUUAAACUCUUUGUGGAGGAACAUGCAUGCAGCCAUCAGAACCCCCUGGCCGCUGACGCAUGCCGGCGCUCCCUUGAUUCGUCGAUCAUUACAAAACUUAUCCCGAUUUUACAUUUAUCCCCCGUAUAAAAGUGGCCUCUCAAAUGCUAAGAUUAUAGUGGUCUCUUUCGAGAGUGUCACGAUAGCAUCUCUGCCGAGAACAUGAGACGUUGGAAGAAUCGAAAUAAAGGAUCAAUUUAGCCUUCUGAGAAACUGUCCACCUACCCAUCAUUUUGCCCUAAGUGAGAAGUAAGUGUUAAUGUUAGCUUUGGGGAGGGGUAGGUGGGCAGUCUCCCAGGAACCUAAAUUGACCCGAAAUAAAUUGCAUGCACUAAGUUCCUGAACCAUAAGGCACGGAGUGCUAUAUAUAUGUUGUCAUGGAAAGUCCCUCAGUCGUAUGCUCCCAGUUGUGUUCAUUGAUAGGUUUCACGAAACGUUGAACAUAAUUGCACAAAAAAACGAUGUGUACCUUAAAUAAGUGCCAUUCAAUAUUGUCAUUGCAGAUGUGCAUCACAGGGGGUCUGGGAAUACCCGGAAGUGCCAGAGAAAGAACCAGUUCCCGCAAUGCUUUCGUAAGUAAGGCGUGGCUUCACGUGUGAUUCAGCACGGUUUCCCAAAUGAAUUAUCGCCAUUUGCCUAUAAAUACAGGCCAAAUUCACGGCCGGUUAUAAAGUAGUGUUCUUCGUAGCUUACCUCGCUUGCCACCAUAUCUGAACAUCUGAAACAGAACAAGAACGUCUGCGAGCAGAAAAAGCGAAAAUGUAGCCUCUGCUCGUAGGGUACAUGUGAUGCUGUUUUUGUCUUUAUUUUCUUGACAACAAUGUAUAAUAAAACAAUUAUUAGAUUCGUUUUUUGUGAUAUCCAAAAUAAUCAAGGUCUCGGCCCCGACCUUCGGCUGGGCUGAUAACACUUACCUCGACCUUGAUUAUUCCGGCUAUCACAAAAACCUCAUCCGAUAAUUCUUUAUUGCAGGCGGAAAAGGGAUCAGAUUUGAAUCGUUUUUAUGGUCGUUCUAAUAGAUAAGAUUUUUUUUAUUGAUCUUGCCUUCCAAGUAUCGUAUCUUGUUGUGUAUUGAAUGUUGUUUGUUUAAAUUUAUUACAUUUCUCAGGCUGGUGUGUUCAUGGGGUUUUCGAUUACCUCAGCUGUAUUGGGUGGAGUUAUCAUCAUAUGUUACAGUAUUGCGAUUUCUCAGCUCAGAAGAUAUCAUUCCUACUACAAUUACGAUUAUUACCGUUAUUAUGAGCGAUAUUAUUACAACUAUCGUGGAAAAAUGGCCAUUCUUGCCAUUAUGCUUAUCCUGGGCAUUGUUACAUUUGGUGCUGGAAUCUGGGCAGCGAUUUGCACCUGUUUGAUGAAGCCAUGCGGUUGCUGCGGACAGCCGGAGGUAAGUUAAUUCACUUCACCUUUCUACUCUAUUUCAAGUCAGGAGCUGUACCUCAUCGUGUUUGCUGGCAAAAAAGGCUCCAGCCAAAUUUAAAAUAACCCACCAACGGUAUGAAAGUUACGACAUCUUCGACAACCUCAAAAUAUAAUGUGAGAUAUUCUGACAUGCUGAGGAGCUGGUGUUAAAUACGCAAGUUUCAAUCUACGAGUUUUUAAAGUCGGCAUUGAUGACAAUUCUAAUGUCCUGCCGCUUAAGAGCCCUUGGAAUAGAGCUUAUUGUAGCUCGGGGCUUAUAUCCGAGGGGGCUUAUUUAAACCGGACUGUAAAAAGCGUAGCAGUGCUGCUCAAAAUGCAUUUUGCAUUUACCGGCUUUUGAUAAGGCUUAACAUAAACGUCAUAAUAAAUCGAAUUUCGAAUCGGGGUGGCUUAUAAUCAGAUGUAUUUUUUUGUGCAGACAGGUAGCUUAAGCUAUAACUGGAUCGGUUAGGCUUAUAAGCGUGCGGGGGGUGCCUUCAAGCGACCGCGUUGACGGUAUUAUACCACUACAUGAGAAAUUUCUGCAGUUUGAUUGGCUUUGAGCAUUGGUUUAUCAGCUUAAUUUAAAAUACCUACAUGUGAAAAUUACAAACCUCAUGUGGUAGUGGUAUAAACAAGUAAUAGCAUGAUUUGUACGUGACAUUUGUAUGUGUGUAUGUAAUCAAAUGGUGACGAGUGAGAUUAGGGAAUAUUUCACUUGCGUUUUGUCCAAAUCCUAAUAAUUUCCCUCGCUUAAAGGCUUGGGGAAUUAUCAGUAGGAUUUGGACAAAACGCAAGUGAAAUUAUUCCCUAAUUUCACGAGUAUUAGGGUCUGCCGGAUUAUGCUCGAAAAAUAGAGUAUUAUGCUUUCGGGCGUCACCCGUGAAACUGGGGUAUUAUGCCCAAAAUUAUGCUCGACUAGAGGUAUUAUGCUCAAAUUAUGCUGGACUGAAAUGACACUUCCACCCCACCCCCCUCCCCCCCUAUAGGCCUGUAUCUAUUAAUAAACAUUCCUAGUCUUUCAUUUUUGAAAGAAUUGUUAGACAAUAAUUAUUCAGUUAAACAUUUGAUGAGCAAGCGAAAGGUCGGAAAUUGUGAGGCAUUGAAAGGCUUACUAUUAUGUCUUUCUCCAAUGAACUUGGAUCAUAGCAAAAUGCACUGUGUACGAGUCUAACGUAUCAAGUUAAAAUAUUCCCACUUUUAUCAACUUUGUAUAUUCUAGAGCGUCGCUAAGAGCGAGUUGCUGGCAAAAUUUGUAUACACCUCUCACAGUUUUCAGAAACAGAGGCAUUAUGCUCCAAAAAUAUUAGUAUUGUGCCAGCAUUAUGCCUGAUGCUCCAGAUAUAGUAUUAUGCUCAAAAUUAUGCCGGCAUAAUCCGGCAGACCCUACGAGUAUACCAUUUGAUUACCUAUUAAUAUCAUCAUGGGUGACGAAUUUCGUCAGCAGUCGUGAAUUUUUGACGUGUCACUUUAUCCUAGAUCGUAUCGAUCGAGAACUCCACUCUCUCAAAAGUUUAGACCUUAAAUUUGGCUUAAGUUCAGAAUGAUCAAAAUUUUUUGACAAAAUACCUGUUAGAAUCCUUCUUGAUGUGCUCUUUUGUGUGUUCAGGUUUUCUGAAGCGUCUUUUUGUGCCCUGACAUCUUUAUUCAGGGCAUUUUAAAACUUCGUUGCCAUCUUGACACUGAGACGUACGAAAGGUUGCCAUGGUAAUUUAUUUCACAUGUGAAAUUACAAAUUAACGCUGAAAUUUCGCGCCAUUAUACUACUGCGUGAGAAAUUUCUGCAAUUUGGUUGGCUUAGAGCAGUGGUAUUUCACCUCAAUUUGAAAUACCUACAUGUGAAAAUUAAAAACCUUCCACGGGGAGUAGUAUAAACAAUUAAUAACAUGAUUUGUACGUGAUAUUAGGCACAAAUUCCACUUGUGAUAUUUCAAAAUUGUCUCAAUUACGCAUAACAAUUUCAAAAUAUCACUCGUGGUAAUUAUGCCAAAUAUCACUACAAAACAUGCUAUCACCUAUGCUAAUAUAUUACCACUGGAAUUCACAUAUUUAAAAUAAAUUCCAGGCAGGCUAUCGCUGCUGUGAGGCUUUCUGAUGUAAUCACUGUACGAUAUAAAUGUUACGUUAAGGCCCUUUGGUAACCGUAAGCGAGGGCCCUGAAUAAAACACUUCACUUUUAGCUUUUUUCAUUCUUCUCUUAUGAUUUUACUUCUGUUCUUCACUAUUUUAUUGCAUUGAGUUUGCCUCGUGAGUACGUUGUGUGAGUGAAAUGCCUGAAAAAGUAACAACAACCAUAAAAAUAUGGGGGAAAAAAGCGACAAGUGUUUUUUAAAACCCUUCUAUGUAAUUUAAUUUGUGCUCUUUAAAACGUAGUAAAAUUUUGUAUCCAUGGUAGAUCUAGAGUAGUGUAUAUAUGCCAGAAUAAUUUUCGUAAUAUGUUAAAUUAUUACAGGUAGACCAGCAGAUGUACGGUUACCCAGCUAGUGGUUACGUCAUGUCCGCGGGAGGUGUUCCUGUGGCUAUUCCAAUGCAGUCAAUGCAAGCAGGAGCCAGCGGUGUUGCAGCACAGGGUUACCAUCAACCGAUGGUGCUAGUGCCAGUCUCUGGUGCAGCAGGGGGUCAGCAACUGAUUGCUCAAGUUACCUCCCCUGGGGGGAUUGUCACCGGUACCCUUCAGCAGCAACAGCUGGAGGCUGGGAUGUCUCAUUCGUCCGUACAUACUGGAGGUUACCCAGCUAAGCCCAACGAACAGGUUUGUCUGAUACUCUCGAUUGUUAGAUGGAAAAUGCAGGCAACCUGAGCGAUCUUGCUUCAGAAGAAAAACGAGACAAAAAUGUACAAAAUACACUGAAAUUUACGGGGAAAAGCAUUUAUAUAGUUAAAACUUUAAUAUAAGCAGAAGUAAAGACAUAAAAUUGCUUUCGAGCUUUGCGACAUAUUCAUUAGUUUUAAAGAGGCUAGGACGAAACGUUUUUCAUCAACAUAUCAGUAUGACCUCUGUCGGGAGCCGACUCUAUAGAAUACACCGACACUCAGACUAGCAAAUGACUCCCCCCCUAAGCAUCUGUAGAAGGGACAGGUCGCCUUACCUAUACAAGUAAAACCACCUAUUGUUUGCGACGUAACUCAGCGUAUACGAAGACGUGGUUCUGCUUGUUAUAUGAGACGGAAAUUUUAAGCAAUAAAUUUCUCUUCCAAUAUUAAUACUCUUGAAUAAACCAGCUGAAACUGGCAGAGUUCACUGUGGUCCGAAUCUCGCCAUAACCGAAUGCCUGCCGUCAGGUUACUAAUUGGCUCCUGCUGACGUAAGUGAUCACCAGGAGCCCAUCAAAUUUGAUGGACUCCUGGUGAUCACCGAAACCGUAUGUAGCGUAAUACUUCACACCGCCUUGAGAUAAGGGGGCAGAAGGGGGGGGGGGGGGGGGGUGGGGUCUCCAAAAAAAGUUUGGCCUCAGUUUGGUCUAGAAAUAAGGGGUGGCGCGGGCCCCUGGAUCCGCCACUGCUUCUCUCCCACUUAAGUGUUCUGGUCACAUCUAAUACUUUUUCUGUUUUCCUUUGUUUUUAUAGGUGCAAGUAUAGGUGUAGACGUAACUGGAAUUUAUUUAAUCAGCUAUAUUAAUAUCAGAUAUUAAUACAAGUGGCUGUUACUAUAAACUGACUUUGAACAAGCACAAAAAAAUAUAGCAUUAGCAAUAAAGAUAAAGAAGGUUCAUCUUUAAGCAAUUUUUUUUGUUCCAGAGCCAAUUCAUAACGCACUUUAAAAAGGGGAGCUCUCUCAAACAUGACAAACCUAUGACCAUUAGUCAGGGAGUACUGGUUAGCCAGGCUUGUAAGAAACUAUGUACACGUACGAGAUAAAGUGGGUACUGAAAAUCCCCCUCCCCUGCCCGUACGGUUUUGCUAUUUAUUUGCUCCUUCAUCUUGUUUGGUAGCUGUUAAAUUAUUCAUCGGACAGUUAUGACGAAGUUUGAUGAAAGACGGUUGAUGAAAUGACGUGAUAAGUGACACGAAAUAAAGCCAUAUUCGGCCAAAGGGCAUUAAACCCUCGCUAAUAACUCGAACCAAAAUCAAUUUUCCCUGGAUUACUUUUAUAUAUUUACUGUAAUUUUACCCUCGAUAACUCCAACCUCCCGCUAACUCGAAGUAGCUCAGAUCAUUUAAUAUACAUAAAUUUAACUCAGAUCAUUUAUUAAUAUAUAAAUUUACCCUCGAUAACUCGAAUCAUUCCUUAAGCACCUGACAAGGCGAAAAAAGUGUACUGCAGUGCGAAACACUGAAAUUGUUUUAACAGCCAUGAAGUCUUUGACUUUAUUUUCUGUCCAGUUUAAAUACAAUGUCCAGCACUGUGAAUUUAUCAAGUUUUGAAGUGUGCAUGUUACUUUUGCGUUCAUUCCCCAUUUCAAAAAUUUUCUAUUUGCGGUUAUUUGCUUCGAACUCCCAAUAACUCACGUGAUCAACACUGCUUCAUAGUACACUGAAAAAAUUAUCAACGCUUAAAAUUCUUUGUUGGUCACUGGCAGUUCACGGGGACGGACGAGUUCUGACCUCUGACUUGGUUUCGAUCUAGUGAACGUGGUUUGUCCUUUUUUUUGCCCGUCAAUCGUUUUGUACCGGUCCACAUUUUAGUUCUUUGUCUAUUUCUGGUUAAUUUUAUGUGCAAGUCGGUGCAUGUGCGUUUUUUUUCUUUUUUCUUUGUUUUUACAUUGUCUUAUACUUUUGCCUCCAUGAAACAACCUAUUCUCAGUAAUAUUCUUAAUUAAUCUAUAACGCCUCUCAUCAGCUAGAUUUAUUUAGCUUUCUAGCUGAGGUGGUUUGUUUUUAAUGUCUUUUUU